AUGGAGGUGUCCUACACCUUCGCAGGAGUUCUACUUGACUUCGACGGCACUAUCAUUGACUCAACCGAGGCAAUUGUCGAGAACUGGAAAAGAAUCGGCAAUGAAUUAGGCAUCGACCACGAAGAAAUCCUCCGCACCUCGCACGGGCGACGAAGCAUUGAUGUUCUACAACAGCUAGAUCCCACAAAAGCGAACUGGGAAUAUGUCAGCAAAAUGGAAUCCCAAAUCCCCACCCUCAGCAAAACCCCCGCCGUCGAAAUCCCGGGUGCGCGCAACCUCCUCGAAUCAUUGACCAAACUCCACAUUCCCCACGCUAUUGUGACAUCCGGAACGAAAGCAUUACUGAAUGGGUGGUUAAACGUUCUACAACUCCCUCACCCGCAGCAUGUUACUGUUGCCGAAGAUGUCACGCUGGGAAAGCCGGAUCCGGAGGGCUAUCGCAAGGGGAAAGAGAAGAUUCUGGCUUCGAGGGAGAAUGGUGAUCAGGGCAAAGAGGAUGUCUUGGUGGUGGAGGAUGCGCCGGCUGGUAUUCGGGCGGGAAAAGCGGCCGACUGUAAGGUUUUGGCGGUUGCGACGACGCAUUCGGUGGAGGCGUUGAAGGAGGCGGGGGCUGAUUGGGUGGUGAGGGAUUUGAGAUUCCACGUCUUUAUCACUGGCGCAACUGGCUACGUCGGCGGCCAGACAGCUGUCACUCUCAUCGCUGCGCACCCCGAGUACGACGUCGUGGCACUAGUCCGAGACCAAGAGCAAGCCGAUAUGCUCAAGAGCCGCUUUCCGAAGAUCAGCACUGUCAUCGGAACACUCGACGAUGAUGCAGUUCUGAAGGAGGAGGCUGCGAAGGCUGAUGUUGUGCUGCAAACCGCCAGCUCCGACCACGUUCCCGCAGUGAACUCCCUUCUCGCCGGUCUAGCAUCUGGCACUGGAAGAGGCAGAUACAUUCACAUCUCCGGAACGGGUGUUCUCAACGAUAUGUCUACUGGACCUGGAAACCCCACUUCAAAGAUCUACGACGAUGUGAAAGAUAUUCAUGAGAUCAUCAACCUGCCUGCCGAGGCACUGCACCGAAAUGUUGAUGAUGCUGUUAUCACCGGUGGAAUGCGACUGAAUGUUCCCACGGCGAUUAUAUGCCCGCCGACCAUCUAUGGUGUGGGUGAGGGACCGAUCAAGAAGCGGAGUAUGCAGGUUCCGUUCUUGACUGAGGCUAUUUUGAAUCGGGGUAAAGGGUUUACUGUUGGGAAGGGGGAGAACCUUUGGGAUUAUUGCCACGUCAGCGACGUAGCCAAAGCAUUCGUCGUCCUAACUGAGGAGGCAUUGAAGCCCAACGGAGGCACAGCGACAUGGGGCCCAGAAGGAUACUACUUUGCAGAGGCGGGCGAGUUCUCAUGGAAGGGCGUCAGCGAGAAGGUCACACAGAUUGCUCAUGAAAGUGGAAAGCUUGCUGCUGCGGAUAUAGAGACUUUGGCCGUUGAAGACGCUAUCAAGUUCCAUCCAUGGGCGCCGGUUCUGUGGGGUGGAAACUGUCGCAGUCGGGCUAGUCGGCUGCGCGCUUUGGGGUGGAAGCCUGAAGGUCCCUCCCUUUGGGAGGCUAUUCCUAGUAUUGUGGAGUUUGAGAUCCGUGCCCUUGGACUGUGA
Messenger RNA from Aspergillus costaricaensis CBS 115574, 1632 nucleotides. RefSeq names its product 2-deoxyglucose-6-phosphate phosphatase. The transcript has 8 exons. The record is from RefSeq and is a predicted model, not a curated record. Gene Ontology annotation, molecular function: beta-phosphoglucomutase activity; sugar-phosphatase activity. NCBI's taxonomy places the organism in Eukaryota, Fungi, Ascomycota, Eurotiomycetes, Eurotiales, Aspergillaceae. Bases 1 to 1632 code for a protein of 543 amino acids.